AUGUGCCACUUUUCAGGUCUCCUCACAGACUGCUGGUGGGUUCCAUUUUGUCAUAGGGUGCUGGCAGAUUACGGGCCUCCCUAUUGCUGCUGCCAGGCCCCGUAAUCUGCCAUGGGCCCCUGUACCGCCUCCUCAUGCUGCUGCCAGGUCCAGAAGUGUCUCAUGGGUCCCUGUACGGCCUCCCAUUGCUGCUGUCUCCAUCGCCACACUCUGCCAUGUGCCACUUUCAGGUCUCCUCACACUGCUGGUGGGUUCCAUUUUGUCAUAGGGUGCUGUAUGGCCUCCCAUUCCUGCUGCCUCCACCGCCACACUGUGGCCCACACUCUGGUUUAUUGGCCCCGUGACUGCCCAAAUGAGUGAAGUGUGCUGGUGAUUCUAAGAUCGACGGCACUCAUCUGCAUGUCAUACUGACUGACAGUAUUAUUUCUCUUCCCCAGCAGACUCCCAAGGGCAUUUAAAUUAAAGGUACAGUGUUCUGCACUAAUAUAA
Messenger RNA from Staurois parvus, 489 nucleotides. The record is from the annotation of a GenBank genome assembly. Lineage: Eukaryota; Metazoa; Chordata; Amphibia; Anura; Ranidae.